Molecule: messenger RNA, 2565 nt
Organism: Linum tenue
Lineage: Eukaryota; Viridiplantae; Streptophyta; Magnoliopsida; Malpighiales; Linaceae
Source: the annotation of a GenBank genome assembly
CCUCUCCCGACCUCCAUCACCUGCCUUCACAUCCAUCCGCUCAGCCGGAAAUCCACCUCUCUCCGGCGGUUUCUCUUCCUCUUGACCUUCCGGCCGCCGGAGCCUCUCAAUUCUCUACUGAACCUUCCUCCUUUUCUCUGUUUCCUCACAAGCAAUUUCAGAAAUGGCUUCCUCAAUCUACUACUUAUCUCCCACACUCCCCAUCCCACCACCAAAAUUUUCGCUCUCGCUCCCGCUCCCGCCUUCGCAGGUGAGACCACCGAACUCCGUUUUCGUGCCAACGUCCGCUUCAUUUCUCUGCUCUUCGGGUUCGAAACUCCGCAAGAAGAACGGCUACAGGAACGACGGGGCGCUGUUCACCCUAUCUUGCUCCACCUCUGCCUCGCCCUUCUUCGGCAGAGUUGGCUCCCAGCAAAGGGAAGGGAACUCUUCUCUCUUGUACUUCGGGGCCAAUUACCCGAAUGCGGAGGCGGCCAAGACUGACGCCUCUCAGGUUUUGUCGGCAAUGCUCCCGUUUGUCGUUGCCGCCACUGCCGUCGCGGCUCUCGCUCAGCCGUCCACUUUCACUUGGUGAGCCGUACGAAGUGCUCUCGUCUUUUCGAUUCCUGUCUUUCUUGUUGUUUUCCUGAUGGAGCGCUCCCACUGGGCUGGACGGACUCUCGGUUCGUGCUUGCCCUGCCCACCACGUAUUUGAUAAAUUGUUUCUUGAGGGGUUACUUUGCGAUGAGAAGGUUUUUUGGUUAACAAGGAACGAUAUAGCUUCUGAGUUUUCAAUAUUUUAUAGCAUCUCUAUCUUUGGAAGAUUGCUUUGUGAAUGAUUUUGGGGUAAUUCUUUAUUCCUUUGCGCUCUGGCCGUGUAGGGAAUAAUAAUUUAAUUAUAUUAAUAGUUUCCUUUGUUCUUCUGAUCACCAUGGUUUGUCCUGCUAAGUUCGAGAAACGUUGUUGUGGUCGCAACUUUCCAAUUCUGUACUGGUUGUUUAUGUUUCUUGGAUCUUCUUUGUGAAUGAGAAACUGGUUUUACUCUAACUAUCUGUUUUUGGGCUCACACUUCCCCCCUUUAGCUGUAAGAGGAGUCCAAAACUAGUCCUUCCUAGGGGCUUUUCUACCAGAAUGCUUGUUAGAUUGGAGAAGGGGUAAUGUGGUAUUGGAUUCGAAGGAGUUGGAAUCAAGGAGUGUGUUCUUUUAAGUGUAUUACAGCGUUACGAGUUUUUUAUUUGGAGCUCAUAAGACUAUGUAAUGGGAGGGUAUCAAAGGAGAUGUAUGCUCCAGCUCUUGGUGGAAUCAUGCUGUCAAUAGGAAUUAGACUCUCCAUUGAUGAUUUUGCUCUUGCCAUGAAAAGACCUUUACCACUGUCUGUUGGGUUUAUCGCGCAGUAUGUGCUCAAACCGGUCCUUGGGGUAUUCAUUGCAAAGGCAUUAGGCAUGUCCCAGAUGUUCUAUGCUGGAUUUGUUCUCACCUCAUGUGUUGCGGGGGCACAGUUAUCUAGCUAUGCUAGUUUUUUGAGCAAAGGCGAUGUGGCACUGAGCAUUCUCCUAACUAGCUCAAGCACCAUUGCAUCAGUACUUGUCACACCUCUUUUAACUGGCCUUCUGAUUGGCUCUGUUGUUCCAGUUGAUGCUGUUGCAAUGUCGAAGUCAAUCUUGCAGGUUGUUCUUGUUCCGGUCUCUCUUGGUCUUGUGCUCAAUUCAUAUGCAAAGCCAGUUGUAAAUCUGAUCCAACCUGUGAUGCCAUUUGUGGCUAUGGUGUGUACUUCGUUAUGUAUUGGUAGCCCUCUAGCAAUCAAUAGAACCCAAAUUCUGUCUCCAGAGGGUCUCGGGCUUGUUCUUCCAGUACUGACAUUUCAUGCAGUGGCAUUCACAGUGGGCUAUUGGGUCUCCAGGAUUCCAGCUUUCGGGCAAAGUGAAGAAGUAAGCAGGACAAUAUCACUGUGCACAGGGAUGCAAAGCUCAACACUAGCAGGUCUUCUGGCAAGCCAGUUCCUUGGAAGCAGCCAAGCUGUUCCACCGGCAUGCUCGGUAGUUGCCAUGGCAAUCAUGGGUCUGUGUCUCGCAUCUUUCUGGGGAAGUGGUUGCCGGAUAAGAGACCUACUGUCCUCCUUCAUUCCGCAAUUCAGCUCCAUCGUAGAGGCUUAGCCCCAUUAAGGUAGGGGCUUUAGCAUCAAUAGGAAUACCCUCUGCAGCAGUGAAUGGGGUUUAUUAUUAGUUUGUAUUAACGCCUCAACUUGGAGAAGGAAUAGUAAGUAUAGGAAAAUUAGCAUAUAGGAGAUCAGCGGAGCAUGGUGGAAACGGGAAACAAGCAGAGCGGUGUUGUAUAGUUAGAAAAAGAAAAGGCUGUUUUCCUUCCCCCUUUGCCCAUUGUAUAUACGUGCACUUACCAGAGUGUAUAGUAUAAUUGUCUCUUCGUUAGUUCUAACUUCUAAGUACCAGGUGGCAGUUUAUAUGUUUGGAGCUAAUGUUCAAUUUCCUUUUUUACCAAGACAGCAUGACUAGUGGUUAGUGACACUGAAUUUUAUGCUUAGUGGUUUGGUUGUGAUUUGCGAAUGUUAUAUUUAGUGACUGACUGCUA